GACGGAAGUAAUAAUCCCUGCACAGCUGUUGGAAGCGUACGCUCUAUGGUUGGAACUUGGAAGUGGACCUGGAGAAGCAGAAGGGCCAAGGAGAUGGACCGUUAUGUGCUCAUUUUCGUAUAGAGACCAAUGAAACCAGUAUUAGUUAAAGAUUUGCGGAAAAUAAAAAAAAUGUUGCUAGAUAACGAACUAGUUGGACUUGUGGAUCAUGGCUCGGCAACCCAAAAACCACCCAAACAUGGAUGGAAAAUGUACCCUGCUAGAGUAUUGACUGUAAACGAUGAUUUAGAGACAAUUAAAGCAGAAAUGGAGUGGCUGGAAGGUGUGGAUCCAGAAGACCAUCUAGGGAUUACACCAAGGAGGAGGAAAGUUGGCAAAGAUGAAGUGGUGGAUGAUGAUGAGCCAAGGAAAGCCAAAGAGAAAAGAAAAAAUGUAGAGCUGGACUCGGUUUUACAAGAAUAUGAAGAGGAGCGGAGAAAGGACAAGGCAACAAUACAAAAGCUGAGAGAACAGGUGGAUUCUCAACAGAAUGAAAUAAGAAGACUGCAGAACCUCAUCCUCAAUUUGCAGGAUGGCGUCUCGUCCCUCAUAAAGGACACAAUAGAAAAAUCAACGCAACAGUUUGCUCCAAGGCACUCUGUUAAGAUGACAGAUCUGCAGGCAUCACCAUCUUUUCCAGCAGCCAGUGCUGACAACAAGGCGGAGGUGCAAGAAGCCAUGACUGUCAAGAACCUGAACGCGAGGUUGGCUGUCAAAAAGGCAUUGACGUACAAGAAGAUGACCAGGACACUAAUGACGGCCAUGUUUCCUCUGGAAACUCUCCUGAAGAGUUCCGUCACUGGGAAAAAGCUUCAGAAUGGCGAGCCCAGGCCCGCAUUAGACCCAGCCAAAGUAAAAUCAAUCAUCGACGAAGUUAAGAAAAGGUUUGUGCACGCGAAUGACACCGACAUCAAAGCUUGCAUGGCCCAGAAGUUGAAGGACCUGCGCCAGUGCGGUCGCAGUGAUGGAUCUGCACUGUACCUCUGUCAGUAUGAAAUUGAAAGAUUUACGCAGCUUGAGGAUUAAGGACAAAAGUGAUGGACUAAUAGGUAGACUUUCUGUUUUUCUCACUCACACACACACACACACACACACACACACACACACACAAUAUUAUUGACACUUUUUCAUUGGUUUUUUAUUUUUUCGGCAUUUGCCUAUUUUUUUUUUUACCAUAUACAAUGUCAGGCUAUUACCAUAGCCUGCUUCUUGAAACUUGCCCUAUUGUUGUUCCUUCAAUAAAGGACAUGGUUUAGAAGCAUUAUCUUGCGCAAUUGUUGAUUUUUGGUUUGUGGAAUGUAAUUUAAUGAGGAUCAUUUUCAGAACUAAAAUCAUGUGACUUUUAAAUUCUUGUCAGUGAGUUCAUUUUUUAUGUUAGUGCUUUGCUUUUAAAAACAUUUAUCUUUACGAAAGGAAUGUGUGAUUGCAGUUCACGUGAAAAAAUGAACACAAAAACCAAUGCAUGCAGUUCAUGUUGUUCACGUUAAUCAUGUGGAAAAGAUCAACAUAAAAAACGUUUUCAAAAAA
Messenger RNA from Anguilla anguilla (European eel), 1566 nucleotides. RefSeq lists its product as uncharacterized. The transcript has 11 exons. NCBI's taxonomy places the organism in Eukaryota, Metazoa, Chordata, Actinopteri, Anguilliformes, Anguillidae. Gene Ontology annotation, molecular function: transcription corepressor activity; DNA binding. Bases 130 to 1065 code for a protein of 311 amino acids. Gene Ontology annotation, cellular component: nucleus. The record is from RefSeq and is a predicted model, not a curated record. Gene Ontology annotation, biological process: positive regulation of neuron differentiation; negative regulation of Notch signaling pathway.